Messenger RNA from Penicillium canariense, 906 nucleotides. RefSeq lists its product as uncharacterized. NCBI's taxonomy places the organism in Eukaryota, Fungi, Ascomycota, Eurotiomycetes, Eurotiales, Aspergillaceae. The coding region runs from base 1 to 906 and encodes 301 amino acids. The transcript has a single exon. The record is from RefSeq and is a predicted model, not a curated record.
AUGUCUGCUUGCAACAAUGUGAUCAUCUUUGGCCCAACCGGCAGCGUGGGCGCGGCUGCCGCUCUUCAAGCGCACAGAGAAGGCGCCAAAAUCACCCUUGCCAUGCGGGACACCACAAAGCCCAUACCCAGUCUGAGCGGCAUCUCUGCAGACAAGAUUGAAGCCGAUCUCACUAAGCCAGAGACCGUCAAGUCAGCGGUUCGCCAAAGCGGUGCAAAGAUCGCCUUCAUCUAUGCCAUUUUUGGAACAUCUGACCAUAUGCGGGCCAGUAUUGUGGCUCUCAAACAAGCCGGUAUUGAGACUCCUGUGUUGCUGAGUAGUUAUUCAAUUCAGAGUGAUAUCUACUCCGUAUCGCCAAACGACUACGUGCCGUGGGUGCAUGCGCAAGUGGAGAUCUGCCUUGAAGAGGUGUUCGGAAAAGCCGGCUAUGUCUCUGUAAGGCCAGCUUACUUCGCGAGCAAUACGCUGUGGUUCCAAGCAGGCAUCCAGGCGGGUGAAGUCCGACAUGCCAACCCUGAAGCCGAGUACGACUGGAUCUCCCCUGAGGAUAUCGGCCGCGUCUGUGGAUCUAUUCUGGCACAGGGCCCCCGGCAGUCUACGGUCUGGUUGCUGGCGCCGCAGAGGAUUUCACUGAGAGCCGCUAUUGGUCUGAUUGGGGGAACCAUUGGGAAGGAGAUCAAGGUGACCAAGAUCCCGGCUCAGGAGGCGUUGGCAGCGUUUCAACAAAACGGUACCCCGGAAGAGGUUGCCAAGUGGAUCGUCCGUUAUAUCACUAAAGAUGCCGGUUAUGAAUUCAGAUCGCAUGUGUACGAGGAAGCGGUUGCUACUCUCCUGACGUAUACGCAGAAUACCCCAGUGACACUCCAGCAAUGGUUGGAAGAGAACACUCACCAAUUCGAGGCGUAG